This is a messenger RNA of Eruca vesicaria subsp. sativa (arugula), 966 nucleotides long. Lineage: Eukaryota; Viridiplantae; Streptophyta; Magnoliopsida; Brassicales; Brassicaceae. The record is from the annotation of a GenBank genome assembly.
AUGGUGAGAGAUGCGAACGCCGAGCAAGUCCUCUCCGGAGAAGCGUCGAGUAGCCACCUGAAAAGGCAACGACUUGCAGAAGAAGCCGAAAGCGGCGAGAAUGUUGGAGAAGUAACGGCGACAGUAGCUGGUGACGAUGAGGUUACAACAUCGGAGGUACGAUCAGGGACGCUGUUGGAUCUGGAUCUUCUCGACUGUCCUGUUUGUUGCCACGCACUGACUAAUCCUAUCUUUCAGUGUGACAAUGGACAUAUAGCUUGCUCUGUUUGUUGUAUCAAUCUGAGGAACAAAUGCCCUUCCUGCACUUUGCCCACUGGUAUCCACCGCUGCAGAAUAAUGGAGAGAAUUGUGGAAGCAAUCAUGGUCCCAUGCCCUAACGCAAAACAUGGCUGCACCGACAAGUUCUCUUACGGCAAAGAGUUGGCACAUGAGAAGGGAUGCAGUUUCUCUCUAUGCCACUGUCCUGCACAAGACUGCAACUACGCUGGUCUCUGCAAUGAUCUCUACCGUCACUACCAUGCUAACCACCGUGGCUAUUGUGAAACUUUCACUUGUGGGUUUAACGGGGAUGCAUGGAUGCACAUCAGUGAUAAGAUUUUAGUUCUUCGGGUAGGUAGAGAAGGUCCAUUGGUUGCGAUUCAGUGUUUCGAGGAGGAACAAGGAGUGUAUGUGACUGUGAACUGUAUAGCACCUUGUGCUUCUGGAAUUUCAGAGUUCUCCUAUCAACUCUCUUACUCGUACCGAGGUAAAUCCAUGUCGUUUGGAUUGGGUGAGAUGAAUAGGAUUCAGAAAGUGAGCUUCCAAACUCCUGAGAAGGACUUCAUGUGUGUUCCUCACUAUUUCUUGGAUGGGCGGGAAAGUUUGAAGAUGAAAAUUUGCAUCCGCAGUUUCUUUGAUCUCUCUGUGGUCUUUGGUCAGUUUCUUGUCCGUGAGCGGAAUGUUGAGAAGAUUAACUUUGGAAAGUAG